Messenger RNA from Strongyloides ratti, 558 nucleotides. RefSeq lists its product as hypothetical. The record is from RefSeq and is a predicted model, not a curated record. Lineage: Eukaryota; Metazoa; Nematoda; Chromadorea; Rhabditida; Strongyloididae. The coding region runs from base 1 to 558 and encodes 185 amino acids. The transcript is spliced from 2 exons.
AUGGUUUUAACUGAGGAAAAAAAUAACCACCAAAUUAAAGAAGAGGGUUUGAAAAAUAAUGAGAACAGAAGAAACAAUAUUUCUUCUGAAAGAAUAAAUCAAAUGCUGAAGUUAAAAUCCAAUCUUAAUAAUGUUGUUUUCCAACGUUUUAAAGAAAAGGUCAAUGAUGAUCAAUUGAAUGAAGUAUCUGAAAAGAUUGAAGAAUUAAGUAAUUUUUUUGAAAAACUUCUUCAGGAUAGUGGAUAUGAGAAACGUCCUUACAACAGACGUCGUUAUGGUGGAUUUCGCUCUCAUUACCACAAUAACAAAAGACAUCACGAUAAUGGUAAUGGUGAGCAGGAUAGUAAAAAAGUUGACGAUAUUAAUGAUGAUCAAAACAAAGAAAAUGAUAAUUCACAAAAAAAAGUAAAUAGAAAAAAGAAUUUUCGAAGAAACAACUUUCGAAGAUAUAAUAAUAAGAAGAACAUCGUUUUAAAAAGUGAUCACUCUGGUGAAACUGAGAUUUCUCCUGAUAGUAAUAUGAAAAAUAAUGAAGAAAUUGAUACAAAGAAAAACUAA